UGCUACAGAAUAUUGAAAAGUGCAAUUUAAAGUUUUGUUUCCUUUACAUUGGAAAUUUCCUUUACAUUGAUUAACUCGAACGCGAUCAUAAAAUAUAAUUAAAUAAUAAAAUAUUUCUAAUAAAAUUUACGAUAUUUUAAGAAGUGCUAACAAUGAUUUUGGUAUUAUUCUUGAUUGUGAUAACCCUAUAUUGUCUCUUCAAAUAUGUCACAGCGAAUAAAAACUUUUUCGAAGAGCAAAAAUUGAAAUAUUUGAAACCAAAGUUUGGUUUUGGCCAUACAAUAUGGCUUAUAUUUCGACAAUACACUCCGGCUGAUUUCAUUGAUUCAAUUUACUAUAGUUUUCCAAAAGAAAAGUUGGUCGGAUUUUAUGACAUGAGAGAGCCAGUAUAUAUGCCGCGCGAUCUGGACCUUUUACGUCAAAUUAUGGUGAAAGAUUUUGAUCAUUUUGAAGAUCAUGAUGGCAUCAUUGAAAGCAAUACGACUUCUCUGUUUGGAAAGAGCUUGUUCAUAUUGAGUACGAAUAAAUGGCGUGAAAUGCGAGCAAAUUUGACGCCUGCAUUCACCGGAAAGAAAAUGCGACUUAUGUUUGAGCUGGUCGUUGACUGUGUAAAAAGUAUAGAAACACUUUUCAUUGAACAAGUCAAACAACAGCAACCGAUUCGCUAUGAAAUGAAGGACUUCUACGCUCGAUAUAUGGCCGAUGUUAUUGCAUCGUGUGCAUUUGGAGCGAAAACUGAUUCACUAAGAGAAAGACACAAUGAUUUUUAUGUUACUGGAGAGAGUUGUGUCGAUUUCGAAUCGCCACAAUUCUGCUUACGAAUGCUUUUGGUUCGAGCACUUCCACGAUUGACGCAGCUAAUAAACUUUGAAAUUUUUCCGGCUAGUGUUAAUCGAUUUUUUAAAUCGAUGGUUUUAGAUACGAUGGCAGAACGACAGAAAAAGAAUAUUGUUCGACACGAUAUGAUUAAUAUUUUAAUGGAACUACGCAAAGAAUGUUUAUUUAGACGACUUAACGAAGAGACUCAUUGUAAUGAUACCAGUUUUUCCGAAAAGAACAAAUUAAACAAUCAACAAAUUAAAUUGAAAAGCAUUUGGCAAGAUGAUGAAAUUGUUUCUCAGUGUUUCGUUUUCUUCGUCGCGGGUUUUGAAACUACAUCCACACUGUUGUCUUUUCUAUCAUAUGAAUUGGCAAUCAAUCAAGACAUACAACAGAAAUUAUACGCGGAGAUCCUUGAAGUGAACAGUACUCUGUCCAAGGAUAGUGAACAGGGAACUGCAUUGAACUACGAUGCACUUUCGAAAAUGAAGUACAUGGACCAAGUUUUGAAUGAAACUUUAAGAAAAUAUCCCCCAGGAACAUUUACCAACCGAAAAUGCACCAAAGACUAUAGUGUUAAUUUAGAUGGCAAUACAGUUACAAUUAAUAAAGGACAAGUCUUGUGGAUUCCAAUCUAUUCCAUUCAAAAUGAUCCACUGCACUUUGAGAAUCCACAUAUAUUCGACCCAGAAAGAUUUAAUGAAGAAAACAAACCAAAAAUAAAACCUUAUUCAUUCAUCCCAUUCGGAGUAGGACCACGUAGUUGCAUUGGACUAAGAUUCGCCAAUAUGGCCAUGAAAGCAAUAUUAUUCAAUAUAUUGUUAAACUAUUCGAUGCAACCAUACGAAAAAACACAAAUUCCCUUGAAAAUCGUCAAAUGUGUAGUCAAUUGGGCUACUGAAACAGGAAUUCAUAUCGAAUUUGUGCCGCGCAAGGCUGACUAAGUAGGAGCUUCUUAUCCAAUCAAAUCAUUUGCACAUUCAAAUUAUUUUUAAUAUUUGUAAAUAUUAGUUGUUAAUAAAGAAUAAAGUACUUUUAUGUAUAAAUAAAUAAUAUUUAAAAACA
Molecule: messenger RNA, 1884 nt
Organism: Contarinia nasturtii (swede midge)
Lineage: Eukaryota; Metazoa; Arthropoda; Insecta; Diptera; Cecidomyiidae
Product: probable cytochrome P450 9f2
Exons: 4
Coding region: 153-1763 (536 amino acids)
Molecular function (GO): oxidoreductase activity, acting on paired donors, with incorporation or reduction of molecular oxygen; monooxygenase activity; heme binding
Source: RefSeq, a predicted model, not a curated record